Molecule: messenger RNA, 3456 nt
Organism: Haliotis rubra (blacklip abalone)
Lineage: Eukaryota; Metazoa; Mollusca; Gastropoda; Lepetellida; Haliotidae
Product: phosducin-like protein 3
Exons: 6
Coding region: 93-809 (238 amino acids)
Biological process (GO): protein folding
Cellular component (GO): cytoplasm
Source: RefSeq, a predicted model, not a curated record
ACGGGAAUCGCCCUUUACAUGUGAGUGGUGAGCGAUAUAUCUUUACAACAAUCAGUCUACAUUUUGAGAUCGCUUCAUACUAGGAGAACAAAAUGCAGGACCCAAACGCUGACACUGAAUGGAAUGAUGUACUCCGAGCUAAAGGCAUCAUCCCGCCCAAAGAACAGGAAGUCACUGAGGAUGACUUGGUCAACAUGGUGGAGCAGACCAUUCAAGAUAAGAGCCAAGGGAAGGCGUUAGCUGACAUGAAUCUGGAUGAGCUUGAUGAGAAUGAAGAUGACAUCGAUGAAGAGGAAGAGAGGAUGUUUGAAGAAUACAAGAGACAAAGAAUUGCUGAAAUGAAGGCAGCACAGAUGAAGAGUAACUAUGGUGACGUCUUAGAGAUCACAAAGGCUGACUGGGUGAAGGAAGUGAACAAGGCUGGCGAUGGUGUGUGGGUGGUGGUGCAUGUGUACCAAGAUGGCAUUCCUUUGUGUAAGCUGAUGAAUCAACAUUUAUCAAACCUAGCCAGAAAGUUCCCAGCAACCAAGUUUGUGAAAGGCGUGUCGUCAGUCUGCAUCCCUAACUAUCCUGACAAGAACCUGCCCACCGUGUUUAUCUACUGUAAUGAUGACCUCAAGAAACAGUUUGUUGGGCCAAUAGCAUUCGGGGGGAUGAACCUUAAACAGGAUGAACUCGAGUGGAUGCUAGCUCAAAUAGGUGCUGUGAAAACAGACAUGGAGGAAUCACCUAAGAAGGAAAUCAGAGAUGUCAUGAACUUGGCAGUGCGGCAAAGUGCACUAAAUGAUGACAGUGAUGAUGACUACUGAACUUCCAUAUAUCCCAUUUCUAACUGAUAUUAAGCUGCAGUUCCUGAUCAUUCCCUCAGAGAGGGGUGGGACACUGUGACAAGGGAGACCACUCCUGUACAUCAAAACAUCUACACCAUACAAGGCUUCAUACUUGACGUACUGCUCAUGAGUAUGCCAGUGUGAUUAUUUGGCCAUUCCUGCUAGAUAUUGGGCCUUCAUUUACUUAGUCAUUUACAUAUUUUCCUUCUCAGAUCCUUCAGUUUGUUAUUGAGUUGAAAUGUAAAACAAAUUAAUAGACCUUCGGUUUGUUUGAAAUACAGCAUAAGAAUCUUUUGGGACAAGAUUACAUAUUUAAGCUGGAAUGUUUGUGAAAUAUAAAAGAAAAGUUUUUAUAUUGUUUGUUUGAGAACAAAUACUGGAUUCUUUAUCCGAAAAUUCCUGAUUGGUGAGGUUCGCAGGUGGCCAUUAAGAUUGAAAGCCUGCAUGGGAUGGCUACAAUUCAUAGUUUCUUCUAGUCCUAUGGAUAUUUUUUGUUUGAUGUUGAGUCCGAUGAUUACGAAUCAAAUGGAUAAUGUUUAUUGAUUGUCUGAAAGAUAUUUAGGUCAUUUCAUGAAGGUAUCGUAAAAACAUUGCUGGACUGGUUGAAGUAAAUAAUCCUUUGAAAAUGUUCAUAUGAUUUGGAGAUGACUAUUUCAUAAAAUGUGCAGACAGUGUCUGCGUCUUGGACUUCCAUGCCUCUCUGUGUUCGCAAUUAAUAUGUUCUUGAUGGCAGAUCCUGAAACGAAGUAAAACAUUGUGCAAUGUCUGCAGAUGACUGCAUGUUCACAAUAAGCAAUGCCUGAUGAUGAAGGUCUUGUUUCAUCAAGUUAGUCCUUUACGUUCAACAGAAGCAAAUUGUGCUCAGCUGAAACUAAGAUUUUCUUUGCUAAUUUUUUUUAAGAAGUGCUUCCUCUCUGGAGUUUUGUAUGAUGACAGUUUUCCAUUUGUGGGGAUAGUUGGCAUGACAGCCUUCUGAUUAUCAUAGAUAUGGAGACAGUUGUCGUGGCAACCUCUUAUUGUCAUAAUCUGGGAGUAGUUGUCAUUGGAACCUCUGAAAUUCCCUACUUACAGCAAUACAUCAGUGUUGAUGUGUACAUAGGUCUAGAAACCAGUGCUUCUGAUGACGUAGAAGUCGUGCUGAAUGUGAUGUGUGACCAGUUAGUGUAGUUUACAUGGUGACUUUCAGAUUUUUAAAAAUUAAGCUAUGUAUCUUUCAAAAUCAGCAGUCGUCACAAUUUUUCCUAAGGCAAUAUCAACCAUUCUUUGAUGUUACAAAAACUGUACAGUUAUUUUGCAUGACAGUAACAGACUUUUAUGUUUCAAGUUUAAAAGGUUUCGUGCCUCUUUGGUCUGCUUGUAGUCCCGUCCCCUGAGCCUCAGUAACAAACUAUCAUUUCACCAAUUUCUCGAAUAUAAUGCAGGCAUUCUCGAAGAACAUCAACACCGACUAAACCACAGAGUCAGGUUGAAGAAGUCGCACCUGAAAGGUUUUGUUUUUGUUGAUGAUGCAUUUGUCAAUAUACGUCUACCUUUAUAGGUUUAAGUACAAAAUAUCCAUGACUUCCACUGUUAAUAUUUAAAAUCAGAAUGACAAGGUUAUAUUUAUGCCAAGGGUAAAGAUAGCAUUGACAAUGAGAAUAAUGAAACUAACACCAAAACAGAAAUCGUUUCACCAUUAAGAUUUUUCACUUGACCAGCCAAAUAAAACUUUAAGUUUGUGAAGAGAAUCAUGUAAACACAUUUCUUAUAUUAUUUUUUUCCAACCUACAAGCCAAUUUUUCACUAUUCCGUUUGAAAUCAGAACCUGGCAAGCUAUUCUAGAAACGUUCGUAGCCCUGGCCUUAGUUGAGUGUGUACUGUGGCUGUAUCCAGUCAUCUUCCAUUGAUGAAGUAUCAGUGCACCAUUCUACAGUGUUAUGUUGAUGGUACAUCUUCAAAAUGUACAAUGAUUUGUUGAAGCAUCUUACAUGUAAAUGUAAACAUUAGUUUUUAGUUGAUUCAUUUUAAAUUGCGAUCAAAGACUUGAUCACUAUUUUAUGUCAGAUUUUCAUAAUUCAUAAUCCUAACAUAUUUCAUUAUCCUGAUUCAGGAAGUUUUUAAAGCAUAAAGGCACAAAGGUAGAGUUGUCUCCCUUUAUGUGAGACGAAUAUCUUGACAGCACUGUAAUAGAUCUGUUUCAGAACAUUGGUACAACUAGAUUUCACUCUGUGCUACUGUGUGUGCUGUGACAAUCAUUACUUAGGACAGCAACACAUAGUGUUUAUGAGAAAUGCCUGUUGUUGCCUGUCAGAGGGAAUAUUAUGGGGUUUAAAUAUUGUUAGUGGUCCUUCUUCCAUAUUGAACACAGUUGCCUCCCUUAGUAGCUGAUAGGUUUUACCAUGAUUAGGACACAUGAUCUGCAUCCUGUUGUGUUUUCCGCCCAUGUUAACCUGAUAUGUUCUGAUAUAACUCAACUACUGUGUAAAGUGACAAUUAGGUCAGUGCACUAGAUGAAAUCGAUAAACAGUUGCAAUAAACUGCCAUGAUAGUCAGCCCAGAGUUAGGCCUGAUAUCAUUACAUGCCACUCUCAAAACAAUACAUAUUGUAGUGCUAGUUAGAAUAUUAUUCCCAAACAAAAAGUCCUCU